AUGGAAGAUGAAUUAAAUUUGAACGCCACAGAAGUAAACACAAGAAAGCUCUAUUUUUGGGCUAUGCAUCAAUUGCAACGAUGUUAUUUGUGGUCGAGAACAUUGCCGCCACAAGAACGAUUGGACUAUUUGAUAACUUUACGACGCAAA
This is a messenger RNA of Cinara cedri, 150 nucleotides long. Lineage: Eukaryota; Metazoa; Arthropoda; Insecta; Hemiptera; Aphididae. The record is from the annotation of a GenBank genome assembly.